AAGUGCCUUGAGACGACUCUUGUUGUGAUUUGGCGCCAUAUAAAUAAAAUUGAAUUGAAUUGAAUUAACUCCCAGGGAUCCACAUCAGCGUGCUCUGUGGACUUGCUUUAAAUAUCUCACAUCUACAGGGGACACAUUUGGGUUUGAAAUCUCUAAAGCAGAGAUUUACACACAGAGAUUCUCAGACAGACGCAGCCGUUUCCUCCAUUUGCAGCAGGGAACACAGAUCCGCUUGGCUGUAGGAGGAAUUCUCUCACACGCUCGUACAGUUGGCCUCACUCAUUUCUGCCUUCUUGUCCUGACUUGUUUCAGACUCCUGCUCUUAGAGCUCAACUCUGAUCCAACCAGAUUUGAACAUCCUGUACAGUAGCUUUACACACAAUCAGUUUAAGAGUAUGUCAUUUCAGACCUCUCCAACAGGUUUGCUGCUUCUGAACCACACUGGAGCGAUGGGGAAAGAGCAGCUGGUGACUCACCUCCUCAGACAUAAAGGAGGAGCUCUUGAUCUGAGGCUGAGCAGGGACUGGAGGAGACGUCUUUUACUCGACCUGAACACUGACAGGAGAACUUCCAGGACCGCUGCUGACUCUGAUAGAACAGGACAGAAAUCCUCAAAGGAUCUGAAAACAUAGGCGAUCUCACAGAGGGACAAACAAAAGGAAAAAAAAACUCAUUCAACAGAAGUUUGGGCACAUCCUGGACUUGUUCUGAGGUGUCUUAGAUUAAAAACUGAAAAAAUGGUGAACGAAACAGCAAAUCAGACAGUUGAGGCCUGUGAAGCCACAAUCGGAGUACUCUAUACGUUCUAUGCAUCGGCAAUGAUUGUGAUUUUUAUCUUGGCUUUGCCUCUGAACGCAUCGGUCCUGCAUCUCUUCAUAUUCAAGUUGAAGUUCUGGAAAACCAACCCCAGCAAUGUUUUCCUCUUCAACCUGCUGCUGGCGGACAUCCUGCUGCUCUUCUGUUUGCCCUUCAAGGCUUCUACCUUCAUCAACGGAGAGCGGAGGAGCAGGAACGAGGCUGCUUGUAAAGCCGUGCUCUUCGUGCUGUUUCUAAACCGCGCUGCCAGCAUCGCCUUCCUCACCGUCAUCUCCAUCGAUCGGUACUACAACGUGGUCAAAGCCGGACAAAAGAACCUCCUGAAGAUGCUCAAGAAGUCUCCUUACAUCUCCAUCUUCAUCUGGCUGCUGCUGCUUCCGCUCACCACCCCGACCAUGCUCAAGGACUUUGACUGCUGCAGCAGCUUCAGUGAGGGAACUCUGGUAGAGGAUGUGGUGGACAUCUUGAGAGAGAUAGUGUUUUUCAGCCAGAUCGUGGUGCCCUUCGUCAUCCUGGUCUACUGCACCGUGUGCAUCGUCAACCGGCUCCGGCGGAAAGGAGUUGGGAAUAGGACCAAAGUCAGGAGAGCGGUCUUGCUGGUGACCAUUGUAAUGGUGGUCUUCUCCCUCUGCUUCCUGCCCUGCGCCAUUGCCAGGAUGGUCCUGCUGGUCGUCAGCGACCAGAAGCUAAACGAAUCCGUUCUGGAUAAAGCAGCCGAGGCCUUCGACGGACUCGUGGUCCUUUCCUAUGUGGACUGCUUACUGGAUCCACUGGUCUACUGCUUUGGCAGCACCAAGUUUAAGGAACUUUACAUCUCCACUUACUUCCCCUGUUUGAUGAAAGGAACCCAGACACAGAAAGAGAGAACUUCAGACAAUGUGGCUUUAAAUACACGCAAACAAGUGGAAAAAAGGAUGUGAAGUUUAGAAAUGCUGCUGUGCAGACUGAAGAAAGGGGACUCUCUGAAGGGAGACCAAAUAAAAUAUAAACAUUUAACGUUAUACAGAUGCAACUACAGAGGGGUGGAUGCAGAUAUUAAAGAUCAGUUGAAACCUGAAAACAUUUUCUCUUUGAACUGUUUUGUGUUGAAAUGAAAGCGCUUCUUGAGGACACGUGUUUCAAGUUUGAACGUCUGUUUAGCUUCACCCUGCAAAAUGAAAAUAUUAUAAAUCAGUAUUUAAAGAGACAAUGUGUAGAUUUUACCAUUAAUUUCUUGAAACAUCCAUCAAAAUAUUGUUGAAAAUGAAUGACAUGAAGCCCAGUUGUUGAAAAAAUGUGGAGGUUUCAUAACAUAUAGCCAUAAAACCAGGUCUAAAGUACAUGGGAGUGGGUCUAAGUCUCUGGGCAAUGCCAUAUUAGAUGCCAUGUUUCCUUCUACGGGAGCCCAUGAGGACAAAAUGCAUUUACUGAUUUGUAACAAACAGUUACAAAUUUGUAGUCAUUUUUAAAUGUAGUUUUACACAUUUACCUCAUCAUUUGUUGCCAGUGAUAAAAGGGAGUCUGAUGUGCUUGUUAUUUUGUUAAAGUUUUCACUUCCCAAGGCUUUUUGACCCUAAUGGGCAUCCGUUGGUAAGGUCUUACUCCAACACAAAAAUACUGCUUCAUUGCAAUGAUUUAUGUAUCUACUGUUCCCUAUCGACAGGAAAAAUACACACUGUCACUUUAAGGGUGGGCGAGUACUCUGACAGUACCAUUAAAUCUGACGACAUACCAGGACCCAAUGGAACAUUUUUAAUUUUAUCCUAGAUUCCACUUUGCCAGAUUUCCAAUUCCAUAUUUCCAUUUGUUCCAUGUUUACUAAGCUAAAAAGGUGUAAUUAUAAAGUGAAUUAAUAGUAGUUCAAUAGAGAAAUUGCCACAGAAUCCAAACCAAUCAAAUCCAGUCUACUUUAUUUAUAAAGCGCUUUCACAUGUCCAAAGGGACAAACAAAGCGCUGUACACCAAUAAAAACAGACAUACAUAAAACCAUCAAAACACCAUAAAAAAUUCCCAAGUACACUGAGCAAUCCAGACCAGUCUUGUUACCGCAAUCAGAUAAGAUAAAUAAUCUGAGCGAGACCGCCCGCCUAAUCCCGACCUCAGUGUCCAAACGCCAGCGAGAACAGAUGAGUUUUUAGUCAGCACUUAAAGCCAUCAAGUGAUAUUCCUGGUUGAUGUUGGCUCAUUCCAGAGCCUUGGUCCCAGCACGGCUCCCACAAGAUUUCAACACGUACCUGAGCACUGUUAAUGGUCCCUGGUCAGCUGACCAAAGGGAACGCGCCUGGAGGAUUGAAAAUGCUCUCGGGUUGUUUAACUUUUGUGAAUAUAACCAAGUAUUUCUCUGCACAAUUAGGUGUUACUUUGUUUUGUAGUUGAUGUUUACGAGAGGACAUGAGACAGACGAGUUCCUGCAAAUAAUGAAGUUUAUCAGCUUUUUCUACAAGAAUAGCUGCUGCAGCAAAUUAAAAAUAAACUUGCCUCAACCCUUCUCUCCAGGCUCAGGGCAGA
Messenger RNA from Nothobranchius furzeri (turquoise killifish), 3303 nucleotides. RefSeq names its product G protein-coupled receptor 31 (gene gpr31). The record is from RefSeq and is a predicted model, not a curated record. Gene Ontology annotation, biological process: G protein-coupled receptor signaling pathway. Gene Ontology annotation, molecular function: G protein-coupled receptor activity. NCBI's taxonomy places the organism in Eukaryota, Metazoa, Chordata, Actinopteri, Cyprinodontiformes, Nothobranchiidae. Gene Ontology annotation, cellular component: membrane.